This is a messenger RNA of Parnassius apollo (apollo), 825 nucleotides long. NCBI's taxonomy places the organism in Eukaryota, Metazoa, Arthropoda, Insecta, Lepidoptera, Papilionidae. The record is from the annotation of a GenBank genome assembly.
UUGACAAAAAAACAUGUUGCCGACACCGAAGAUUCUAUUGAAGAAAAUGAAACAAGAGAAGAUACACAACAAGAUUCAAAUUUAGAGUCUCCAAUCAAUCCACGUUCUACUGAAACAGUAUCCACCAAUCCAGAAACCCAACCACAGUGUUCCAGCCAAGUUAGACAAGAUUCUUCAAACACAACUAAACAAUCUAGCUCUACUCCUAACACAAACCCAUCAAGGAAGCGUAAAAACGCAAAAACUAAUGAAGACAGCUACUUCGAUAAAAACAUCUUGGAGUUUUUAACAAAAAACAGCGAAAUUAUUCAAAAUGACGAUAUGGCAUUUUUUUAUUCUCUUUUACCUUUAACACGGACAUUCGACAAUCGUCAAAAAGUUAUGUUCCGUAAUGCAGUAAUGAAUAAAGCCCUGGAAAUUUGUAACUGCCCUUCGUCUAUCACUCCUCUUGCUUCACCAAUGUAUGCAUCUACCUCUCGCCCUGAAUCUUCUACUUCCAGCAUGAAUAUAGCAUCACCAGAAUCUCUACCAUCAGGAUCUCAAGACAUAGUUUUGUAUUCAGUUGAAGAACCUUCGUCUCAAAAUGUAGUGAGAACUAAUCCAAAUAUCGCACAUACAUCACAAAAUUCGGUAAUCACAUCUUUGUCUGCUUCCAGCUUCAAUAUACCAUCACCAGGAUCUCGAGACAUAGUUUUGUAUUCAGUUGAAGAACCUUCGUUUCAAAACGUAGUGACAACUAAUCGUAAUUUCGCUUAUACGAGCACAUCACAAAAUUUGGAAAACCCAUCAUCUGAUUUGUCUCAGUAUAUUAAUUUUAAGCAAUGA